AUGAGAAGCACAGCUGUGGGGUUCAGGUCUUGGUGUGGGUUUGGGACCAAAAGGUUGCUGGUUCAAUUCCCAGAACCCACAGCAGAGGUGCCCUUCAGCUCCCCAUCCAGCACCCCCACCAGCUCCCCACCAUUCCCCCCACCAGCUCCCCACCAUUCCCCCACCAGCUCCCCACCAUUCCCCCCACCAGCUCCCCACCAUUCCCCCACCAGCUCCCCUCCAUUCCCCCCACCAGCUCCCCACCAUUCCCCCACCAGCUCCCCACCAUUCCCCCCACCAGCUCCCCACCAUUCCCCCCACCAGCUCCCCUCCAUUCCCCCCACCAGCUCCCCACCAUUCCCCCACCAGCUCCCCACCAUUCCCCCCACCAGCUCCCCACCAUUCCCCCCACCAGCUCCCCACCAUUCCCCCCACCAGCCAACCACCAUUCCCCCCACCAGCUCCCCACCAUUCAUCCACCAGCUCCCCACCAUUCCCCCACCAGCUCCCCACCAUUCCCCCACCAGCUCCCCACCAUUCCCCCCACCAGCUCCCCACCAUUCCCCCCACCAGCUCCCCACCAUUCCCCCCACCAGCUCCCCACCAUUCAUCCACCAGCUCCCCACCAUUCCCCCACCAGCUCCCCACCAUUCCCCCCACCAGCUCCCCACCAUUCAUCCACCAGCUCCCCACCAUUCCCCCCACCAGCUCCCCACCAUUCAUCCACCAGCUCCCCACCAUUCCCCCACCAGCUCCCCACCAUUCCCCCCACCAGCUCCCCACCAUUCAUCCACCAGCUCCCCACCAUUCCCCCACCAGCUCCCCACCAUUCAUCCACCAGCUCCCCACCAUUCCCCCACCAGCUCCCCACCAUUCCCCCCACCAGCUCCCCACCAUUCAUCCACCAGCUCCCCACCAUUCCCCCACCAGCUCCCCACCAUUCCCCCCACCAGCUCCCCACCAUUCAUCCACCAGCUCCCCACCAUUCCCCCCACCAGCUCCCCACCAUUCCCCCCACCAGCUCCCCACCAUUCCCCCCACCAGCUCCCCACCAUUCCCCCCACCAGCUCCCCACCAUUCAUCCACCAGCUCCCCACCAUUCCCCCACCAGCUCCCCACCAUUCCCCCCACCAUUCCCCCCACCAGCUCCCCACCAUUCCCCCCACCAGCUCCCCACCAUUCCCCCACCAGCUCCCCACCAUUCCCCCCACCAGCUCCCCACCAUUCCCCCACCAGUUCCCUACCAUUCCCCCCACCAGCUCCCCACCAUUCCCCCACCAGCUCCCCACCAUUCCCCCCACCAGCUCCCCACCAUUCCCCCACCAGCUCCCCACCAUUCCCCCACCAGCUCCCCACCAUUCCCCCCACCAGCUCCCCACCAUUCCCCCACCAGCUCCCCACCAUUCCCCCCACCAGCUCCCCACCAUUCCCCCACCAGUUCCCCACCAUUCCCCCCACCAGCUCCCCACCAUUCCCCCGGCACUGAGGGAGCUGACCUCGCCUCUGGGUGUGUGCUCUUACUGCCCUGAUCACUAG
Messenger RNA from Astyanax mexicanus (Mexican tetra), 1515 nucleotides. RefSeq lists its product as uncharacterized. The coding region runs from base 1 to 1515 and encodes 504 amino acids. The transcript has a single exon. Lineage: Eukaryota; Metazoa; Chordata; Actinopteri; Characiformes; Acestrorhamphidae. The record is from RefSeq and is a predicted model, not a curated record.